AUGAGGCUUCAUUAUCUUCUAACUGUUUUCAAUCCUGUCUUUGUCACAGCAACCUGCUUAACCUCCUCAGCAUCCCCAAUCAUAAACACGACCCUCGGCCAACUCCAAGGCACAACCUCUCCCUACCGAUCAGACAUCACAGUCUUCAAAGGCAUUCCCUACGCCACACCACCCACCGGAUCCCUCCGCUGGAAAGCACCUCUCCCAGUAACUCCAUGGACCGGUAUCAAGAACGCGAGUACCUUCGGUGCAGAAUGUGCUCAGAUGGUAUCGCCAACCGCAUCGAUCUUCGGUUCGGCAAACGCCACCGUCUCUGAAGACUGCCUCUACAUGAACAUCUGGAAACCUCAAAACGCGACGGGUCUCUCGAAACUACCAGUCUAUGUGUGGAUUUACGGCGGGAGAUUCACGGGUGGUGGGGGAGAUGUGCUUACGUAUGAUGGCUCGGGACUUGCGUCCAAGGAUAUCAUUGUGGUCACGUUUAACUACAGGAUGGGUCCGUUUGGAUUCCUCGCCCAUCCGGAUCUGGCUGCUGAGACUGCUACGAAUAGCUCGGGAAAUUAUGGAUUACUCGAUAUGAUGGCCGCCUUGAGUUGGGUGCAGACUAAUAUUGCAGCCUUCGGAGGCGAUUCGGGAAGAGUGACUGUUGGUGGACAGUCAGCCGGUUCGGCGAGUGCUUUGGAUAUGAUGUAUAGUCCUCUGUCAAAAAACUUAAUCCAUGGUGUUAUUGCGGAGAGUGGUGCGAGAGGGCCUCAUGAUCCUGAGACUGCUGGCCUCGCAACAUCCUACCGCCAACUCUCAGCCGCCUACGACGACGGCAUUGCUCUACUCACCAAAUUGAACGUAACAUCAAUUUCUGAGCUCCGAAAUGUAUCCAUGGCAGUCCUCCUGACCGUCGACAACGACUCCGACCCUCUCUACGCCAACACCCGCUUCGCCAAUAUCUCCUCCUUCAUGAAUCCCCCUGCGUGGCGCCCAGUAAUCGACAACUACGUCCUCAUCUCCAGCUACGCCGAAGCACUUCUCAGCAACUCCCACGCCGACGUUCCCAUCCUAACCGGCAACAAUGCCGACGAAUCCGGCGCAUCUCCCGAACCAGACCUCACACUCGCAACCUACACCUCACAAUUCACAACCAUGUUCGGCAAUCUGUCAUCCACCUUCUUCGACCUCUAUCCCGCAUCCAACGACACCUCCGCAAACACCCUAAGCAACACCCUCUUCCGCGACCUCUCCCGCACCUCGACCUGGAACUGGGCGAAAGACUGGACAGCCGGCGGCGCCGCCUCAAAUGUAUUCACAUACUACUUCACGCACGCGCCGCCGAACCAGACGGCGGGCGUGUACCACGGCGCCGAGCUGAACUACGUGAUGAACAACCUGCCGAACACGAAUGUAGUCGCGGACUGGAGCGCCGAGGACUACGCGGUUGAGGCCGUGAUGUCAGCGUACUGGGCCAAUUUCAUUAAGACGGGGGAUCCGAAUGGGGAGGGGUUGGUGGAGUGGCCGGCUAUGAGUAAUGCGACAAGGACUAUGUGGUUGGGUGAUAGUUGGGGCGCGGGGGAGAUUGCGGGUUCAGCGGAGAAGGUUGCGUUGUUGGAGGAGUGGUUUGCUGGAUUUGAAGAGUGGUGA
This is a messenger RNA of Glarea lozoyensis ATCC 20868, 1632 nucleotides long. Its product is annotated as alpha/beta-Hydrolase. Lineage: Eukaryota; Fungi; Ascomycota; Leotiomycetes; Helotiales; Helotiaceae. The record is from RefSeq and is a predicted model, not a curated record. The transcript has 2 exons. The coding region runs from base 1 to 1632 and encodes 543 amino acids.